Messenger RNA from Manis javanica (Malayan pangolin), 2990 nucleotides. RefSeq names its product Cdk5 and Abl enzyme substrate 2 (gene CABLES2). Lineage: Eukaryota; Metazoa; Chordata; Mammalia; Pholidota; Manidae. Gene Ontology annotation, biological process: regulation of cell cycle. The record is from RefSeq and is a predicted model, not a curated record.
GGGCGCAGUCGGAGGAUGGCCGCGGCCGCGGCGGGUGGAGCCCCGGGCCCGGCCCCCGGCCCCACCAAGGCCCCGCCGCCCGCCAGUCCAGGCUCCGGGCCCGCCGUCAGGGCCCCGCUGCAGGCGCUGCGGAGGCGCGGAGACUCGCGGCGCCGCCAGGCCGCGCUCUUCUUUCUCAAUAACAUCUCCCUGGACGGACGGCCCCCCAGCCUGGGCCUGGGCGGCGAGAAGCCCUCGCCGCCGCCGCCGCCGCCCGCCGAGGCCCGUGAGCUGCCGCCGCCGCCGCCGCCGCCGCCGCCGCCGGGGCCCCUGGGGCCCGAGCCCGCGCCCCCGGCCGGCCUGCCGGGGCUGCCCGCUGGCCGGGCCUCGGCGCCCCAGGGCCUGCUCAGUCCCGCGCCCGCGCCCGCGCCCGCCAGCCUGGGACUGGGACUGGGGCUGGAAGGGCAGCGCCAGAGGAGGCGUGUCACCUCCCAGCGCUGCUCCCUGGAGUUUCUGGAAGACACGGUGGGAUGUGCCUCGGGUCAAAGAGCUAAACACAUAUCCGGAUCCCCAAGACACAAGGGCCUGAAGAAGAUGCACUUCAUCCGGAACAUGCGGCAGUAUGACACCAGGAGCAGCAGAAUUGUGCUGAUUUGCGCCAAGCGGUCCCUGUGUGCAGCCUUCUCUGUCCUGCCCUAUGGAGAAGGCCUGCGGGUCAGUGACCUGAGGGUGGACAGCCAGAAGCAGAGGCACCCAUCUGGUGGCGUUUCCGUCUCUUCAGAGAUGGUCUUUGAGCUGGAAGGUGUGGAGCUGGGAGCUGAUGGAAAGGUUGUGUCCUAUGCCAAGUUCCUGUACCCUACCAACGCCCUGGUCGCACACAAGACCGACGGCCACAGCCUGCCGCCCCAGGCCCGGCCCAGCAUCCCCCGGGCUCUGCUAGGGCCAAGACACAAACCUGCCCCCACGAAGCCAGCACCAGCCGGCCCAGAGCUAGGGAGUGACGGGGGAGAUGCCCUGGAAUACGACCCUAACCUCCUAGACGACCCCCAGUGGCCCUGCGGCAAGCACAAGCGGGUCCUCAUCUUUGCGUCCUACAUGACCACGGUGAUAGAGUACGUGAAGCCCUCUGACCUCAAGAAGGACAUGAAUGAGACCUUCCGGGAGAAGCUCCCGCACAUCAAGCUGACGCUGAGCAAGAUCAGGAGUCUGAAGCGGGAGAUGCGGAACCUGUCUGAGGAGUGCAGCCUGGAGCCCGUGACGGUGUCCAUGGCCUACGUGUACUUCGAGAAGCUUGUCCUCCAGGGCAAGCUCACCAAGCAGAACCGCAAGCUGUGCGCCGGCGCCUGCGUGCUUCUUGCCGCCAAGAUCAGCAGUGACCUCCGCAGGGGGGAAGUGAAGCAGCUCAUCGAUAAGUUAGAAGAAAGGUUUCGGUUCAACAGACGGGACCUCAUCGGGUUCGAGUUCACGGUGCUCGUGGCCUUGGAGCUUGCACUCUACCUUCCCGAGAACCAGAUGGAGAAACUCAGCACUGUGGAAUGCAUGCCCCCAGCCUGCCCCUUGGCCUGCUCCCUCCCAGCCCAGCCAGACCCCUGGGUUGCCACCGCAGCACCCCAACGGGCCGUCCACAGGCAGGGCAGUGGCAUCAGGUUCAGCCAAAUCAACUCCGGGUUGAUUCUCUUCGCUCUUGGACCUCUGUACUGUGUAUUGUGUCACUGUGAAAUCCUGAUGUCGCCAUGCACACCAACAGGCUCCUCGGCAGGGCACCAGCCUGCCCAAGAGGCCUGUCCUCCACCCCUCCCACAGGAAAGCUGCCUUCCUGCAGCACUGGACUGUCAGCGUGACUGGAUUGCUUGCUCUUGAUCUUUAUAAGCAAUACUUGGAGAAAAACAGCAUAUUGUCAUUUGGGAUUUGAUUCUGUGGGUUUUUUAAGGGUACAAAACCUGGUCAAAUCAGGUCUGCUUAAGUUGUGGCCUGAAACCACACUUAACCCGAGCAGGGAUACUGACCACAGCCGCCACACCAACCGUCUCCCUAGGAGACUCAGUGUCCACGCCUUUUUCUUCCUAGGCAGGAAGUAGAAGCUGGCAGUCGGUCUGGCCACUACAGCCUGUAGCCAUCACUUCUGUGCCCAGCCCAUCAGGCUUGCUCAGCUUUCCCAGGUUUGUGUGUUUCCUGCACGAAUUGUGUUGUGCAGUUGUCCAGCUUGUCACUCCAUCAGAACACUUAGCCACCAAGGACUGUUUUCCUGUUAGUCAGAUGAUCUUGAAAAUGACCGUGUUGGCUGGGCCAUGAAGCUGCUUCCCUACCACUGUCCUGCAAACAUCACUGCAGGGCUCUGGGACCGCCUCGCGCUGUACUGUCCAUGCAGACUGGUGUCUUCACAGAAAGGAGCCCCCAGUCCUGCUCAUCACAGCCGACACACCAGCACACUGCCUGGGCUGCCCUUAUCGUGGGAUACUUCCCUGUCCUCGCCUAGAUGGCCCCUCCCCCCCACGUGUGUCUGCGGUGGAACACAUGCUGCUAGGGCCCCAGGCAACUCUUGAAAGCCACCUGUCCUGCCCCCUCAGCAUCUCAAAGAUUCUUCUCUUGUUAAAAACACUGCAAGGGACUGACUGCCAGGAUAUCCUGGUUUCCAGCUUAGCUUCAAGUCACCUCUCCUGAGGAAAUUCUGUAGGUGUUGGAGGGACAGCUGAUAGUGACUUAAGUGUGCAUAUUCAGUUCAUAUUUACCAAACUUAUUUGUAGCCUUCCCACAUUCUUUUAAAAGAUGUCAAGGCUGCCACUGUGGUGCUCCAAUCACUGCAGCAAAGCCAGUAUUUAAGCCAAACUUCAGCCAAACCUCAUCCUCUAGAAUAGGCCCAGACAACAGGGGCAUCCAGGGCCCAGUGCCACCCACUCAGUACCACAGUUGUGGAUUUAUGUGUGUGAGCCACUCCGACCUCAAUGUCAGUCGUUUAUAUCAUGUGUCUGCAGUACUGUGUGCUUUUAAGUAAAAUGUGGUUUUGCAACAAA